AUGGACAAGCACAAGUUCAUCUUCCUCCUAUCUCUCUUCAUACUCCUCUCAGCCUUUCUCUUCUCCUACUUCAACAAUCCUUCCCUUCCCACUAAACACAAAGAAAUUCCAUUCAGCUCUGGGCUUAAAUCUGUUGUUACAGAUAACCAGCCAGAAGUCUAUAUUGUUAGUGUAAUGCCUGCCGAUGGCACGGGGUUCAAUAACGACUUAGAUCGAGAGAACUGGUACAAGUCCUUCUUGCCAUCCACCCACCUACCCACUGGCGAACCUCGGAUGAUCUACUCGUACAAACACGCCAGCAGUGGAUUUGCGGCGAGGCUCACCCGUAAAGAAGUGCAAGAUAUGGAGUCCGUGGAGGGUUUCUUGUCAGCACACCCAGACCAAAUUCAUACCCCGUGCACGACUUACUCACCCGAGUACCUAGGCUUGAACCAGAAGGAAGAUGGCCUGUGGAAGCGCACUAAAUAUGGCGGAGGUGUCAUCAUCGGUGUCGUGGAUUAUGGGAUUCGUCCUACUCACCACUCAUUCAAGGGUGACGGGGUACCGUCGCCACCUAAAAGUUGGGGCGGGAAGUGCAUCCCUCCCAUCACUUGCAGCAACAAGAUCAUUGGUGCCCUUGGACUCAGACGCGGGCAGGAGACGUCAGCGGAGGAUGAUGAUGGUCACGGGACACAUACUGCAAGCACCGCGGCUGGGAACUUUGUCGACGGAGCGAGUAUCCUUGGCCUAGCCUGGGGAACAGCCUCGGGGACAGCACCUCACGCGCAUCUAGCGAUCUACAAAGUAUGCUUUGAUCAGUGUGUGGCGAGUGACAUAAUGGGAGGUAUAGACAGAGCCAUGGACGACGGAGUCGACUUGCUCUCGAUCUCACUCUCUAAUGAGCCUAAGGAAUUCUAUGAAAAUGGCAUCGCUCGAAGUUCUUUUAGAGCAACAGUGAAGAAAAGAGACAAGAAAGAAGGGAUUCUGGUUACUGCUGUAGCUGGCAAUCUUCCUGGCUCCAAGAGAAGCUCAGUCCAUCAUGAUGCGCCUUGGGUCCUAACCGUGGGUGCCAGCGGUACGAGUAGGAUUCUGAAGGUGAUUGUGAAGCUUCACAAUGGCAUGGAAUUGGUAGGAGAAUCAGCCUACCAGAUCCAUUCCGCCACCGACGAGCUACCAUUAGUUUACCCUGGUGCGAUUACACGAGACCUGGGCACAGCCUUUUGCAAACCUGGGACCUUGAAAGAGGACAUGGUAAAGGGAAAGAUGGUGAUCUGCAAACUCGGGAAAAAAUUUGAAGAUGUUAUUGCUCAGGGUAGGACCGUCCAUGCUGCCGGUGGAGCCGCCAUGGUGCUGAUGAAUCCAAAAUCAUAUGAAUCCACGAUCAUUUCAUUCCCUCACGUCAUUGCAGCGUGCGUGCUUAGUUACCAUGAUUCCUUGAUAAUCAAAGAUUAUGCAGCGACAGACAACCCAAAAGCUGCAUUUAGUUUUGAAGGUACGAAGUAUGAUAAUCCUGCACCUAGAGUUGGUGCAUUCUCAGGGAGAGGCCCCAGUAUUGUGAAUGGCCACAUUCUAAAGCCAGACAUCAUCGCUCCAGGUGUGAACAUUCUAGCCGCAUCGAAAGAUAAUGAUGAUGAAUUCAUGAUGCGCUUUGGCACUUCAAUGGCCGUUCCCCAUAUCGCGGGCGUUGCAGCCUUGAUCAAGUCCAAUCACCCUGACUGGUCUCCUGCGGAGGUUAAAUCGGCGAUCAUGACAUCGUCUAACUUCGUCAAUCGAGAAGGAAAGCCAAUCUUGGACGAGAAAUCCGACAUAGCCAACUUCUUUGACAUGGGAGCUGGUCAUCUAUUCACUCCAGAAGAAGCCAAUGAUCCAGGCCUCGUAUACGAUACGAAGAUGGAGGAUUACUUUCGCUACCUAUGUGGCCUAUACGACGACGAUAAAAAGGUUGCAGCCGCCACUGGUUAUGGCGUAGAAUGUAAGGUUUAUGGGAAGAUUCAACCCGAGCAACUGAAUUACCCUUCGAUUGGAUUGUCGAUGAAGCACGAUGGGCCGAAAGUGGUUAUUCGUCGCAAGGUGAAAAACGUCGGGCCAGAAACAGAGUACACAGCGGAUAUUAAGAUGAGGUCACAAGAAGAGGAGGUCAAGGUGGAAGCUCACCCCAAAACUAUCAAGUUCACAAAAUAUCAAAAAGAGGCAGAUUUUGAAGUUCAUGUUACACCCGUCAAAGGCAAAAAAGACAGCCUCGUUGAGGCCCACUUGACUUGGGUGAGUAAGAUAGAAAGGAGUACAAACCCGAAGAAGCACUAUGAAGUCAGGAGUCCAAUAUCCAUCACCUUGACUUAA
Asparagus officinalis (garden asparagus) is the source of this 2319-nucleotide messenger RNA. RefSeq names its product subtilisin-like protease SBT1.2. Gene Ontology annotation, biological process: proteolysis. The record is from RefSeq and is a predicted model, not a curated record. Gene Ontology annotation, molecular function: serine-type endopeptidase activity. NCBI's taxonomy places the organism in Eukaryota, Viridiplantae, Streptophyta, Magnoliopsida, Asparagales, Asparagaceae. Bases 1 to 2319 code for a protein of 772 amino acids. The transcript has a single exon.